Molecule: messenger RNA, 255 nt
Organism: Prunus armeniaca (apricot)
Lineage: Eukaryota; Viridiplantae; Streptophyta; Magnoliopsida; Rosales; Rosaceae
Source: the annotation of a GenBank genome assembly
AUGACACACACAAGAUCAGUAUUAAAGAAAAGGAAGAAAUCUUUCAAGGUCAGGAAUUAUGAUCAUGAUCCUGAUCAGGCCACUCAGGAGAAGUUACUUUCUGGGAUUUCACAGUAUGUAGGGAAGGCAAUUAUGUAUGACAAAGAAAUGAUUAUGGAGGCAACCAAUGACCUUGAUGAACUCUGUAAAAUUGGGGAUUCAAUGUACAAAGCCACCAUGUAUGGGGAGGUUUUAGCCAUAAAGAGAACCAAUUAA